Messenger RNA from Onychostoma macrolepis, 3725 nucleotides. RefSeq names its product RNA binding motif protein 38 (gene rbm38). Gene Ontology annotation, cellular component: cytosol. The coding region runs from base 1388 to 2092 and encodes 234 amino acids. Gene Ontology annotation, molecular function: RNA binding. The transcript is spliced from 4 exons. Lineage: Eukaryota; Metazoa; Chordata; Actinopteri; Cypriniformes; Cyprinidae. The record is from RefSeq and is a predicted model, not a curated record.
AGUUUAAAUGUAAUUUUCACCAUUAACAGAUUUACGCUGGUUCAAGCCAUUUGAAUAAAUGUAUUUUAAAAAUGUGAUUAUUUAAAUAAAAUCAAAUAGAUUGCAAAUAGUUAAUAAUAAACAAUGCCAGGAUUUUUUUAAGUGCAGAAAUCUUACCCUUUUCAUUUAUUUAUGACUGAUAAAUAUGCAUUUUGUUUGUCAGUUUAUGUUAAAACUGUUUAAAAUGGAUGGAAAUUUUAUAAUUAAUUCAAAUUACAUAAAUCUUAAAUUUAAGCCUAAAUAUUUUUUGAGCACAGACAACCUUUCCAUGAAUAAUUGCAUAUUUGCUUUCAAAUACACGAUACAUGAUUUUUUUUUUUUUUUGGUAAAUAUUUAGUAAAUAUUUGUUAAAUGUUAAUUUAAUUUACAGACAGUCAGGGUAAAUGCUUCUACAAGAGUACAAAUGUUAAAAUCAGCAAAAUAGUGCUUGAGUGAAAAUAUAAUUGUAAUCUAAAUCUGAAAAAUUAUUCAUUCCGAUAUUAAUGUGUUCAUUUCGCGAUUCAAGAAACAGACUUUGAAUUCCAGAUUUUCAAAGUGAUACUGACAUCAGCUAUUUAACACAUAAUUUGACACCUAUAACAAUACAUUGACUUACAGCCCUUACCAAAAUUAACCAUGGUUAUACACUACAAAUAAAACCAAAAUACCAUGAUUACUAUAGUUAAAUCAUGGUAACCACAAAUUAACUAUGGAAUCUGUAGUAAAAAUGUGGUUAUACAACAUGUAUAAUGUGGUUAUACACUUUUACUAUAAUAAAACCAUGGUUAAUUUUCGUAAGGGUGUGGCUUAUAUAGACUAUGGGUUAUUUUUCAAUGGAUAAAUCUGUUGGUAGCUGCAAAAAGAAAUACUACUGCGCUAGACUGUAAAAAAAAAAGUAUUAAACCAAGUCUUCACAUCAAGAAUACAGUAGUCUGCCAUCAAAAGCACACGGAAGACUCAAAGCCAGAGUUUCCUCAGAGUCCCAGAACAAAGACAGGUGCAGUUUGGAAACAAGGUGAGGAGGCAGAGGCAGAGGAAGGGUCUGUGAGCGUCACAGAUAGGAGGGGUGUAUUAGACGAGCAUCGCAUUGGAUGUGAAGGCAGGAAGGUGUGAGCUGCUCGGAGUGCUGCUGUAGCUGAGCGAGAGUCAGUCACCUGCCGCCACUGUUUCUCCGAUCAUGGACUAACGUUAGCGGAGUAGUUUGGCACAUGACGGAGAGCAACGGGAACCACAAGCCAAAGGACUAUCUACCUCGCUGCCUUCGCAACCAUUGUAGAGUAGCUUAAGAGUCGGUCGCUAUUUAUGUUUAUUUAUAUUUAUUUAUAACGCGCGCGUUUCGUAUCUACAUUGCACUGAAUUUCGCGCCCCGAUGCUUUUACAUCAGUUCGUGAAUGGGACGUUGGAAACGAUGUAUCCCAGUAUUCAGAAAGACACGACUUUCACCAAGAUCUUCGUCGGCGGUUUGCCGUAUCACACCACAGACGCGUCGCUGCGAAAAUACUUCGAGACUUUCGGCGACAUCGAUGAAGCCGUGGUGAUAACGGACCGGCAGACGGGGAAAUCCAGAGGAUACGGCUUUGUCACUAUGAUAGAUAAAAAUGCAGCUGAGAGAGCUUGUAAAGAUCCCAACCCUAUUAUUGAUGGACGCAAAGCUAAUGUCAACCUGGCGUACCUCGGGGCCAAACCACGCAGCCCACUGACAGGAUACUCGACUGGAGUACAGCAGGUUCAUCCAGCCCUGAUCCAGAGGCAGUAUGGACUCAGCCAGCCGUAUGUUUAUCCUCAGGCCUUCCUGCAGCCCAGUCUGGUUCUGCCCGCACAGGUCAGCUCCAGCGCCACGACCCCGUACCUAGACUUCAGCACUGCCUACACUCAGUACGCCUCCUCGGCCUUCGAGCAGUAUCCCUACGCGCCCUCGCCAGGCUUCCUGAGCUACAUGUAUCCUCCAGGCACCCCCGGGCCCUCCUCCGCCACAAACACCCCCGUCCCCACAGCCCUCCCCUCCAUCGGAGGCGCCCCUAGCGCAACCUUCAUCCAGAUCCCUCCUCAUCAGCUCCACGCUGACCGCCUGUAGAUCAGGCCACAGGGACCCACCGAGUAUGCUGAUAUUGCACUAGAACAUCAACAUUUUGGGACAGGGAACUGUGACAUCAUCAGCCUGAGACUGGGGUCGAAUACAAAAGGGCUUCAAGUUAUUCUGCUUUUCAUGAACCCUAAGUUUAUGGACUUUUACACUGACUGGUUACUCUUUAUGAUUAAUAAUUAUAUAUUAUUGGUAGAAGAUGUUGAAUAACCAAUAUUAGAUGAAUAAAUGGCGGAUUGCAGGGUUGUAAUGCAGAAGGGUCCAAUGAAUUGAGAAGAAACGAGAGGUUAUACACACACAACCGUUCAAACGUUUGGGGUCGGUAAGAUUUUCUAAUGUUUUUGAAAGACGUCUCUUAUGCUCACCAAGCCUGCAUUUAUUUAAUUAAAAAUACAGGAAAAACUGUAAUAUUGUGAAAUAUUAUUACAGUUUAAAAUAACUGCUUUCUAUUUUAAUAUGUUUUACAAUGUAAUUUAUUUCUGUGAUGCAAAGCUGAAUUUUCAGCAUCAUUACUCCAGCCUUCAGUGUCACACGAUCCUUCAGAAAUCAUUCUAAUAUGCUGAUUUGCUGCUCAAGAAACAUUUCUAAAUAUUAUUAUCAAUGUUGAAAACAGCUUCAUAUUUUUGUGGAAACUUUUUAAGGAUUCUUUAAUGAAGAGAAAGUUCAAAAGAACAGCAUGUUAUUUCAAAUACAAGUGUUUUAUAAAAAAUAUAAAUGUCUUUGCUUCCACUUUCUAUCAAUUUAAUGCGUCCUUGCUGAAUAAAAGUAUUAAUUUCUUUCAAAAAAAGAAAGUUCCUGACCCCAAACGUAUGAAUGCUAGUGUGUAUAUAUGCCGCUUAGAGUGGCAGUUUUUUAAGUUUGGAUGGUGUGCAUCUCUGCAGGAAUAUCUGUUAAGCACAAAGCCUUAGAGACUUCUCCAGUUUUUUUAUUUUAUAUAGCUGUUCUUAUGACACACAUGUGCUUCCCUUCUAUCUGAGCGAAAAUAUGUGAAUUUUUUAACCAGACUUUUUCCAAGAAUAGAUAACUUUUCUAGAAAUGUAGCAUUGCAAAGGAUUUGUAAUUCUGCUUAUCACUAUCACCUCUGUCAAAUGUCUCUUCCAUCCCUGUAGUUCCUUUCCUCGAGAUUCCUCGCAAUCUUAAGUAGCUCCACAUAGAUUGUAACGACAUUAAUCCAGCAUUCAGUAACACAUGGAUUCGAGAUGCGCUGUAGCUCGCCUGUGAAUAAUCAUGAGGUAAUAGACACUGAAACAUUGAGUAUUAAUCAUAUUCUAAUUCUGUUUCAUCUGUGAUGCUUUUUAGACUCUGUUUUGGUCUGCUAAAACGACAAAUGAAAGAGUAUUGUGACAAAUGUCAGUGGUUGCUUUUGGUAUCGCUCCACGGAUGACACUACAGGACAAAAUGCCAACAGGAACAUGCAGAAAAACUUGAGAAAAGUCUUGAUUGAUGAAACGUUUGGACAGCACAAGAGGACAUAUUGCCAGGACAAUCGGUUUGUUUUCACAAGAACAGUGUUGCCAUUAAUCUGCCCUGAGACACUCAACUCAAAAUAUGAAAAUACCUUACAGUGAAAGCCACAAGACCAGAACAUGCAAAACAAGUAAUAAAGUCAAUUUGCAAAAACUGA